CCCGGCCGCGCUUUCGCCUGCCGGUUCCAUGACGGGCCGCUCAGCCUGCACACCUGGACCCUUGAUGGGUGCUGGGGACUCGCUCAACUUGCCUUCUCACUCUCGGUCGUGAUCGGCGCAACUGCAAUUGACCGCCUGGAAAGCCGGCCGCGAUGCUCCCCGUGCGAUCCCGCCGCUUUCGAGCGUCGACCUCGGCCUCGACCGUCCAGACGUCCAAAGCGACCGAAGUGCUCCAGGCCCUCCUCGACCGGCUGUCCGAAACGGCACGAUCCGCCCCCGCAGGCUCGUACCCAGCAAUCUCCGACUUGCUCGACCAGAUCCGACAGAUUCACCAGCAUGUGGCUGCCCUGCCGCCGCCCUCCCCACCGCAAGACGAUUUCCGCUACCUGCGCGGCUUCCAGACCCUGCUCGGCGUCCUACGCGCAUUCUCUGGCUUCUACGACCCGCACAGGCGUAGCCAGGCCGAGAAGGGUGCCGUGUUCGACUUGCUGCAUGCGGUGCUGGCAACCCUCUCGGCCGCCUUCCGCGGCCACCCCGGCAACAGGCGGUACUUCCAGGACAGAGUCGAGGGCGGGGGCUGGGAGGCGCUGGAGCAGAUAAUCGCCAGCAUUGGCGUUGGAGGAGGAGAUUCGGACCUUUGGACCAACUGCCAACUCUUCGGGAAGUUGCUCUCCUUCGCACUGGACGAUCAGCGCUUGGAUGAGCUCUGCCGCUCGGUGGCAUCACAGGCGACCCCCAGCGUCACGCCAGAGGCAACACCUGAUGGAGAAGAAGACAAGAAAGACGAACCCGACUUGGCUCGCGGCGUGGAUGCGGUCGAUGUGAGGUUGAGAGAGAUCAUUCGGCCGCACACGGCCAUUCAGAACCCCGAGAUUAUUCGAACCGUUGUUGGCUUCUGCGAGUCUGUCCCGAGAGAUCCGGGCGCGGCCUCAAGUCUUGUGUCGAUGGUAGUUCUCGACGUGCUGUCAUCGAUAGCAUCUGCCUCCUUCUUCAACCUGUGCGCUCUGCAUGGAACCGGGCUGCUGUCCAGGCUCCUCCGCUUACUCUUCGCCCAGGACGGCCGCCUCACUGCGCCAGAGAGAGAGAGAGCGCUGCCAUUAUGCGCAGCCUUGAUGCGCCUUGGCAUAGACGACCUUGCGGACGCGCAGUUCUUGUUGAAUCGUUCAGACGCCGCCGCCUCCGAGUUCUGUCUUGCCAUGGUGAAGAGAUACACCGGCCCCCCCUUCAUCCAGUUCGACCUUUCUCUCCAUGGUCACUCCUCCAUUGAACUGUCAAAUCUGGGGCGCUCGUUUCCUCCUCAGACGGCGCCCGGAUACACCUUCGCCGGGUGGGUUCGCAUCGACAAGUUCGACCCCGAGUCCCAUACUACGCUCUUUGGCGUCUUCGACUCUACCCAGACGUGCUUUCUCCUGGCUUACCUCGAGAAAGACACCAAGAACUUCAUCCUCCAAACAUCCGUCACAUCUCCGCGACCGAGUGUCAGAUUCAAGUCGGUCGCAUUCGAGGAGAACCGCUGGUACCACAUCGCCCUCGUCCACCGUCGGCCCAAAACCAUGGUGGCCAGCAAGGCGAGCCUCUUCGUCAAUGGCGAGUUUGCUGAGCAAAUGCGCGUCGCAUACCCUAACCCGCCUCCACCCUCCAAUGCCAGCACUGAGAGCUUCGUUUCGUUCUCCUCCAGCAGCACCAAGACGAACCCCGUCCAGGCCUUCCUGGGCACGCCUCGUGAGCUCGCCGCUCAGCUCGGCCCCGGGCUGGUGCACUCCAAGUGGUCACUGGCUUCGGCGCAUCUGUUUGAAGACGUUCUGAGUGAUGACCUUCUUGCCGUCUAUUACCGCCUCGGCCCGCGGUACCAGGGGAACUUCCAGGAUUGUCUUGGCGGUUUCCAAACUUAUGAGGCUUCGGCUGCCCUUGGACUCCGUAACGAGCUGUUCCACCCGGGCAAGGAUGAGAAUUCCGACAUUCUGAAAGCCAUCAGAGACAAGGCGGGCAGCAUCCUUCCUGAGCACAAGGUCUUGUUCAGCAGCUUUCCACGGGCCAUCUUCUCUGCAGACGGCAGAUUUAUGGACUCAUCACUAUUUCGAUCGCUGUCGAAGAAUGCGGCGAGCAAUCUGUUUCAUACUACCGUCAAGAGCGGGACGGCGGUUGCGGUCAACGGAGCUGUGCCGUGCGUCAACGAGGCGCUGGUGAGAAUGAACGGCGUCUCCCUCCUCACUGGCGAUCCCGUUGUUGCCGCUCCCUACCAUUUCGACGACAACCUCUGGCGGCUCGGAGGUUUCACCCCCGUGGGUCUGAAGUUGGUCGAGCGGUCAUCUACGGCGGAAGAGCUGAUACGGUCGGUCGAGCUCAUGUUUUACAGCAUCAGCAACAGCUGGAGGAACAGCGAGGCCAUGGAGAGAGACAAUGGUUAUGCCAUACUGAGCAUGCUCCUUCGCGCCAAGCUGGGCCACGGCGUCCCGGGCUCGGACACGCAAUCACAGACGUGGCGGCUUGCGCUGAACAACGAGGCGAGAGACCAGCUGAGCUUGCGGCUGCUCAGCCUGGUGCUCCAUUUCGUUGGAUACAAGCAUGCCGACCCAAUUGAGUCCUUCAUCAUCAACCCACUUGCCUACCGAGUCCUCCUAAUCGACCCGGACACCUGGCGGAGGUCUUCAACUCACGCCCAGGAGCUCUAUUACAAACAAUUCAUAACAUUCGCAGUGAGAAGCAAACAUCACCAGUUCAACAGCCGUCGGUUGCUUAGGAUGCGGAUCAUCAAGAGGCUCCUGGAUGCCCUAAAAGCCGAGGCCAUCUCAGAGGAGAUACUGCCUCACUUCAUGGCUUCCUUCGAGAGCCUCGUCAAGUGCAAUUACACGGCUGAAGUCCACCGCUCCAUUGCCCUCUUCAUUACCUACGCCUUCCACACCCCUUCGGGCUCCGUAUCACGCACACCCAAGCCAGCAUCGGUCAGCAGCCGGUCCACAACCCCCGGCCUCGGUCUUCUGCGCCGAACUACUCUCGAGACCAGCUCGCCGUCCUCGGCAGCAGGGUCAUCAAGAGUGCUCACUAAGAAACAGCUCGGUCGUAAGCUUCUAGAGAUGUACACGCGACUCCUCUGCGAAAAGUCGAAUGUGGUGGACAUCCGAAAAUUCGCCAAGACCGUCACUAAUAAGGUGAUAUAUGCGGCCGGCCCGAAGAAGAAGAAGAUAGAAUUCGUGCUGACGACCGGGCAGUGGCUGCUAUAUCUGCUCGCGGAGGACGACCCCGAAGUUGUUGUCCUCGGCUGCAAAAUCCUUGCCCGCCUUCUCGUCACGCAGCCUUCGGGAUACACGGCCAAGUUCGCAAGCAAGACGGGCGGCUUCUGGAUCAUGGCCUCCCGCCUCAAGCAGUGGUGGGAUAUUUCAACGCUGUGGCCGAUUUUGUUCAGCAUCCUUUUCGGGUACGACGUGGCCAACAUCGACUUCGACAAGUCGUUCGAUUUCUUUAGCCUCCUGGAGAUCUUCGGCGACAGCCGUGUUGCGUUUCCAGACGUGUUGCCCGUCAUAACUUCCAUGUUGCAACACGGUCUCCGAGAUGUUUUGAGACAUCAAGAGGACCCAGAUUCUCCAGCUGCUGAGCCCAGUGCGAUAAAGACUAUGCAGGAAACCCUCGAUAUUGUCAGGACGAGGCCCAGGGCUCGGUCUAUGGAAUUGGGCCAGGCACUUGAACCGCGGAGAACGCAGCUGCCAGACCGAGAGCGGGUGGCGACCAACGCUGCGGUCUUACAAACCGUUGUCCGUUUCCUGGCCGAUAUGCACGCCCGUUCCGUUAAUUUCAGGGAUUUUGCCCUUUCCUCGGACUACAUCCGGCACCUCUUCUCCGCUCUGUAUCCUGUCAUCGUUACUUCCGAUCCGGUCACUGCAGAGACGGAACUCAAGUCCAGUGACACGCUGAACUUUGAAGGUGGCGAUGUCAUCAUCCGGCCGGUUCCCGGCUCCUCGUCUACUGCGAUCCCGAUCAUCAGGACCACGACUUCUGGACAGUCCGAUGCCCAACCACCAUCUCCGAGCCCCGGCCGAGGCACCCCUCUCCGGCGGCCGUCGUCGUUCAUCCUGGUCUCUUCACAGUCGCCGCCCUCGGCUCCCUCUCCCGCGCGCUUGAAUCACGUCGUAUCCCCGACCAAGAGAGUUGCCGCCCGAAACAUUAGCAAUGCGGUUCUGGAGGGCAUUUUAGAGUUGAUAAUCGGCGUCUUCACAGAUCAGAUCCUGGUCAGGAAGGAGUUUUCGGGCUUUAAUCUCUUCCUCAAGGUGCCGCCAGGAUUCCAAGAGCACCGAGCAUACUUCGAGACCUACGUUCUGCGCAACGUCAUCAACCAUCUCAAGAAUGCCAUCCAGCUGGACCAGAAAGUCCUCACGGAACCCAAGGUACUGCAGAACCUGGCGCGCCUCAAUUUCCACGUGCUUGAGGCCGUAUUCGAGGGUUCGUUCAUGAAUGGGGCCGAAACCAUGAUCGAGUUCACCGGAACGGUGUUGGAGUACCUGCAGAGGCCCGACGUGGCGGCACUCAAGAGCGUCCGUCUCUGCAGCUCGGCGGUGGCUUCGAUCCGGGCCUGCUUCUUGAAGGCCACCCUGCUCAGGCUCUCGGACAUGGACGACCCGGAAACUAAGGAUUCCGAGGCUUUAUCGACCAUGGAGCAUCUGCUCUACUGGCAGACCGUCCUGCUCAGCUGCUUGUCUGCGGAGGACGACUACAUGAAACUGCUGUGGUACCAGCUGUACAACAAACUGGUCGACUCGCGCCCCGCGAUCCGGUUCGUAGCCGCGACACUCUGGCGGAUAAUGCUCGUGCAGAAACCAGACGAGUCGGCGGCGAUCUUCCGGCAAACCAUGAGACCGGACCAGCGGCCCUUGGCCCGUGGCUUUGGGAAGCUCACUGAGCUGGAUGAUGCGACGUUCCUCGAGUGGGUUGACCAGCACCGUCCGUCGCUCGACGCCUUGUUCUUCGGAGGCAUGUCGAAGACCUGGGAAGAAUUUGUCGCGUCCGAAAACCAGCGCACCGCAGACAGCGCCAGGGCGAGGGUCAAGAGCCGGAAGGAAAAGCUGAAGCAGUGGCACACCGAGUCGCUGGAGCGCGACAAUGUCCUGCUCCGUCACGAGAUGGCUAACAGCGCGUGGAUGAAGAGCAUCUAUUUCACAGAACACUUCAAGCACCAGCGACUCUUGCAGGACCAGCAGGACGACAAUGCUUUCAUGGCCUCGACGUUUGCGAAGAUGGAGCGCGACUUGUGUCGUCCCGGCGGGGUGUUCAGCGAGCCCCAAGCCAUCAAGUGGAAGCUGGACCGCACCGAAGGGAGGAACCGCAUGCGCCUCCGCCUCCUCCCGGAGUAUCCUAACCAAAGGCGGCAGGAGUUCCAGCCGAAGCGGAGCAACACCUCUGCCGCUGCUACUCCUGUUCCGAGGCCAAGUACCUCGGCCGGCAAUCUCUCGGCGACGCGGCAGGCUCCGACGCCGCCAGUGGAGAUCGGUGCCAACGGCAACGCGGAGGAUCUCGACAUCUCGGCCGAGCCGGAGACGGUGGCUGGGGACGCAGACCAGCAGAGCGUCGCGCCGGAAGAGGACUUUGAACUGGUGGAGGACCUCAACGAGCCCGAGGCGGACGACACGUUCGAGGAUAAGAACCGAAAGGUGAUGAGGCGACUCCAGCAGGGCGACGCUGUCCGGAACGUCUUCAACAUCUCGCGGAUUAUCGGCGUCGACGCCUCGGAGGGCAUUUUGAUCAUCGGCAAGGAGGCGCUCUACAUCAUGGACAACCUGUUCCAGUGCGCGGAUGGAGAGAUUGUCAACGUCUGGCAGGCACCGGCCGAAGAGCGCGAUCCGUUUUCCAUGAUUAUCACCGGGGGCUCCCCCGGCGAGAGACGGCCCCAGAACCAGGGCCGGCCCGACCAGGAGUCGCGCAGCUGGAGAUGGCAGGAUGUCCUCAGCAUAUCGAAGCGGCGGUACCUCUUCCGCGACGUGGCAAUCGAGAUCUUCUUCACCGACGGUCGCAGUUACCUCUUGACCGCCAUCAACCCCGCCAUGAGAGACGAGAUCUACGCGAGGCUGACGGCCAUGACGCCGCACACCACCAACCCGAGCCUGCUGCCCAAUCCGGAAGACGCGUGGCGGCUGGAGAGCCUUAAGUUUGCCGAAGACGCCCCUCAGACGUUCGGGGCCAAGUUUGGGAGCAUCUUCAACUCGUCGGCGUGGAACCCCAUGAUGAGGCGGUGGCAGAGGGGCGAGAUUUCCAACUUCCACUACCUCAUGCUGGUGAACACGAUGGCUGGCCGGACCUUCAACGACCUCACGCAGUACCCGGUGUUCCCGUGGGUGCUGGCGGAUUACACCAGCGAGGAGCUCGAUCUCAACAACCCGGCCACCUUUAGGGACCUGUCGAAGCCCAUGGGUGCCCAGUCCCCCGCUCGCGCGGCCGACUUCGCGUCCCGGUAUAAGAGCCUGGCAGAGAUUGGCGAGACCCCGUUCCACUAUGGCACUCACUACUCGUCUGCCAUGAUUGUGUCGUCGUAUCUGAUUCGCCUCCCUCCCUUCGUGCAGUCGUUUGUCCUGCUGCAAGGCGGCACCUUCGAUCACCCCGACCGCCUCUUCUUCUCAAUCGAAGGUGCCUGGACCUCUGCGUCGCGGGACAGCAGCACAGACGUGCGCGAGCUGAUCCCGGAGUUCUUCUACCUCCCGGACUUCCUGACCAACAUCAACGGCUACAACUUCGGCGUCAGGCAGGGCGGCGGCGGGAGGGUAGACAAUGUCAUCCUGCCGCCGUGGGCCAAGGGCGACCCGAAGAUCUUCAUCGCGAAGCACCGCGAGGCGCUGGAGAGCCCGUACGUCAGCCAGCGGCUGCAUCACUGGAUCGACCUCGUGUUUGGAUUCAAGCAGCGCGGCGAGGCGGCCGUCGAGAACCUGAAUGUCUUCCACUCUCUGUCGUACAAGGGCGCCAUAGAUCUCGAUGACAUCAAGGAUCCGCAGGAGCGCAAGAUCACGACGGGCAUCAUCCACAACUUCGGGCAGACGCCGCACCAGAUCUUCACGAAGCCUCACCCGCCGCGCGAGUACGACCGGUGCCCGAUCCGGCGGCUGGACACUUCUGUCGGCGCGCUGACGAGGCUGCCCCACCCGCUCCUAGAGAGCCGUGAGCGCGUCGCCUCGCUCAUCUACGUGCCCAAGCUGGACCGUCUCCUGUGCUCAUCUCCGUUCCGCCUCAACCUGCCGCCGCACUACGACAAGUACCUCGAGUGGGGCUACACAGACAACAGCGUGCGCUUCUUCCUGAGCGACAGCAGAAAGCCCGCCGGCCUCUUCGAGAACCUCCACAUCGGCCAGAUCUCGACGCUCACGUUCGCGGACUCCAAGACGCUCAUCACGGCGGGCGAAGACUGCGUCGUAUCUGUCUACAUGGUGCACUCCUCCCCGGGGAAGCCGGUCGUCGAGCUGCAGCCGCGGUCGUCGCUGUUCGGGCACAAGACGCCGGUCACGCACAUCGCCGUGUCCAAGGCGUUCAGCACGAUCCUGACCGUCUCGCAGGACGGCGCCGCCUUCCUCUGGGACCUCAACCGGCUCGAGUUCAUCCGCAAGCUGCCGUUUCCCCUGGCCCGCGGCGGCGGCGGCGGUGGCGGCGGCGUCGAGUGCGCCCGCAUCAACGACGUCACCGGCGACGUGAUGCUCUGCGCUGGACAGCACGUGGUGCUUUUCACUCUCAACGGCGAGCUCAUCCUCGACCAGAACGUUUGCAACACCGCUGCCGGUAACGGUACUGUCGGUAGCAGCAGCAGCAGCAGCAGCAGCAGCAACGGCAACGGCAGCGGCAGCGGCAGCAGCCAUAGCCACAGCCACGACCCGGACGACUACGUGCACGCGUGCGCGUUCUACGAGGGGUCGCCGGGCGGCAGCGAGUGGCUGGAGAACCAGCUCGUGUUCACGGGCCACAAGCGCGGCGUGGUCAACGUGUGGCGCAAGAUGGUGGACCCGCGCACGGGCAAGUGGGCGCUCGGCUUCCUGCGCCGGCUCGACCACGUCAAUCCCAAGAGCGAGGUGGGCGCCAACAUCGAGGCGGCCAUCACGUGCGUCACGCCGCUGAGCGGGCUGGUCUACACGGGGGACGAUGACGGGCGGGUGUGGGAGUGGAAUAUUGUGCAACGAGAGCGGUAGACAAGACUUGGACCGGGAACGAAUAGAACGGGGUAUGAGUAAAACCUGGGGGUCGAUGGAAAAGAGGGGGUUGCAUGUUGCAUAUAGAGCCGCGGAUUGCGUGUGAGGAGGCCGGGAGA
Messenger RNA from Thermothielavioides terrestris NRRL 8126, 8269 nucleotides. RefSeq lists its product as uncharacterized. Gene Ontology annotation, molecular function: protein binding. The transcript has 6 exons. NCBI's taxonomy places the organism in Eukaryota, Fungi, Ascomycota, Sordariomycetes, Sordariales, Chaetomiaceae. The record is from RefSeq and is a predicted model, not a curated record. The coding region runs from base 153 to 8150 and encodes 2665 amino acids.